Messenger RNA from Musca domestica (house fly), 1369 nucleotides. It is a transcript of the gene BBS5, whose product is annotated as Bardet-Biedl syndrome 5 protein homolog. NCBI's taxonomy places the organism in Eukaryota, Metazoa, Arthropoda, Insecta, Diptera, Muscidae. The coding region runs from base 97 to 1266 and encodes 389 amino acids. The record is from RefSeq and is a predicted model, not a curated record. The transcript has 4 exons. Gene Ontology annotation, cellular component: ciliary basal body; BBSome. Gene Ontology annotation, molecular function: phosphatidylinositol-3-phosphate binding. Gene Ontology annotation, biological process: intracellular transport; cilium assembly.
AACCACUAAAUUUUUCUAUUGAAACAAGAACUAACUCUCUCAAAAAAAGGCAUCAAACUGUUUCUGCAUUCAACAUUUGUUAGACAAACAAUUCCAAUGGAGUCAUUGGAACCAUUCAAUCUAUUGUGGAAGGAUAAAGAAAUCAAAUUUGAUACUCCAAAUGUGCAAAAACAUUUGCGCAAUGGCGAACAGGUAAUAUCAACAAUUUAUUACAUAGAAGAUACCAAAGGCAAUCCUGGCGAUUCAGGACGUUUGUUGGCCACCAAUUUGAGAUUGAUAUGGUAUUCAUUGGUACACAAGAAAUUCAAUUUAUGUAAGUCAAAAAUUUUUAAUGAAUUUGUUAAGAGUUUUGAAACGAUUUCCCUUCUUUUAGCCAUUGGUUAUGGACGCAUUGCUAAUAUGAACACCAAAAUGACUAGCACUAAGGUGCGUGGAAACUGUUUGGCUCUAUACAUUCUGGCCAUUGGUGGUAAUACACGUUUCGAGUUCCUUUUCACCGAUGUCUCGGGUGAAACUGAGAGAAAAAAUACGCCCAUAUUUCAAAGUGUUUUCGAUAUUUACCAAUUAUAUCAACGAACCUAUUUGUAUCGUGAUUUGAAACUACGAGGAGCCAUUUUACAAUCGGGCCAAUUGAUUAUUUUACCACAAGAGCAGGUUAUCAAUAAAGUCAAUGGUGUUUGGAAUCUAAGCAGUGACCAGGGAAAUCUUGGCUGUUUUGUGGUUACCAAUAUUCGGGUAGUGUGGUAUGCAGAUGCCAAUGAGACCUUUAACAUAAGUCUACCCUAUAUGCAAAUAGCCAAUAUACGCAUUCGAGAAUCAAAAUAUGGCCCGGCCUUGGUCAUACAAACAGCCGAAACAGGUGGUGGCUAUGUUCUGGGUUUUCGCAUCGAUCCCACGGAACGUUUGACGGAAAUUUACAAAGAACUAAUAUCCUUACAUGCCGUCUACACGGAAAAUCCCAAUUUUGGUAUUGUUUAUGAUUCGCCGGAUCUGCGCAAACGUUCGGCGGGUGAUCUAAUGCAGCGCAAAGAUUUUAAAGUCGAGGAAUUUCAAGAGAUCGACGAACGUCAAGAAAAGGAAAUUAAUUCGAAAUUGAAUACCUAUUUGGCGGAGGGCAGUCUGAUGGUGGGCGAAGAAAAACCUCCCCGCGAACCAGUCUAUUGUAAAGAGCUGGGCUUUGCCAUGGAACGUAUACGUGAUAAUUAUAAAUUAAAAGAUCUAUGGGAUAUACUGCCGCAGCAAAUGAUUACGGUGGAGGAGGAGUAAAGCUCUUCUUUAUGUGGAUUAAAAUUUCAAAUACAUGUUUUAAAUGAAAAUUGUACUUGGUGUUGUAUUUAGAUUUAAAAUAAAUUUGAAAUGAAUAAUGGAA